Messenger RNA from Mucor mucedo, 546 nucleotides. RefSeq lists its product as uncharacterized. The transcript has a single exon. Lineage: Eukaryota; Fungi; Mucoromycota; Mucoromycetes; Mucorales; Mucoraceae. The record is from RefSeq and is a predicted model, not a curated record. The coding region runs from base 1 to 546 and encodes 181 amino acids.
AUGGAGAAUUCUGCAUUGCAACCUCUGUUGGACUGUACGAAUACAUACACGCUGACAACUGGCAUUCCAUGCGUACACAGGAUCAAAGCCCUUCACGAGCAACGCCAAGUUCUUCAAGUUGAUGAUUUUCAUCAACAAUGGAGACUUGAGCAUUCUCCUAGCAUUGAGCAGUUGGAAGAAUUGGAUCCAGAAAGCAAUUUGGACUACCUCGUUGACUUGCUGCGUACCCGUUUUAGAAACGCAGCUCGUUACGAACAAGAGGAAAUGGUAUCGCGUCUUUUUGACCUGGUUCAUUCGCCGUUGGUACCUAUAGAGCCACGAAACGAUGCCAGGUCAAGAGGAAGACCUACCGGUUCUACUGCGAGAAGAAAUGACACUUCGUCAAACAGAAGAAAUCCCUCCGCUUUUGAACAUGCUGAAAGAAGAACAAGGCUUUGUGGAACUUGUAGACAGCCGGGACAUGACACAAGACAAUGUUCUCAAAGAGUCAUGUCCCAAGCUACUCGCUCAUCUCAACAAUCUCAGCAACAGCAACAAACACAAUGA